Molecule: messenger RNA, 6075 nt
Organism: Hirundo rustica (Barn swallow)
Lineage: Eukaryota; Metazoa; Chordata; Aves; Passeriformes; Hirundinidae
Gene: TSPAN2
Product: tetraspanin 2
Exons: 8
Coding region: 53-706 (217 amino acids)
Cellular component (GO): membrane
Source: RefSeq, a predicted model, not a curated record
CCGGAGUCGGGCCGAGCCGCCGCGGGAGCUGCUGCUGGAGCCGGCGCCCGCCAUGGGCGUGGGCUAUGGGGGGAUGCGCUGCAUCAAGAUCCUGCUCUUCAUCUUCAACCUGACCUUCUGGCUGGCUGGACUGGCUGUCGUUGCCUUUGGGCUGUGGCUGCGGUUUGGUGGGCCCAUGGCAGAGUUUGCUACAGACAAAAAAUCCCCGGAGCUUUUCUUCAUGGGACUCUAUGUACUGGUGGGAGCAGGGGCCAUCAUGUCAGCAGUUGGAUUUUUCGGGUGCUGUGGAGCAGCACGGGAGUCCCAGUGCUUAAUUGGAACAUUCUUUGCUUGCCUGUUGGUGAUAUUUGCAGGUGAGGUCACUGCUGGAGUCUUUGCCUUCAUAGGCAAGAAAGUGGCAAUACAGGAAGCCCAGAAAAUCUACGAAGAUGCUUAUGAGGACUACAUGAAAAACCCAGUGGGGAAGGUCAACAGUACCAUCUACCGCUUCCACGUGGCUCUCCAGUGCUGUGGUAAAGGUAAUGUGGAACAAACAGGAUUACCCUGUCCAGAGAACAUCCAGCUGCCAAAGAACUGCCUGGUUGAAAUUCAGAAUGUAAUUGAUACUCAUCUGCACUUAGUUGGAAUUGUUGGAAUUGCAAUUGCUAGCAUCACAUGUGUCUUCUCCCUGGGAACUGGCCCCAUCAGUGCAAGCAGAGCUGUGUGACUGCGCUUUUCAAGUUCGUUUUGUGUCCUUAGACAGGGUCCAAAGUAAUAGUAAUCUUCUUUUGUUGUAAGAGUAGGAGAGCAGAGUGCACAUGAACCAAACUGAAAAGCAAAAGGCUGUAGCAGUACUUAAUGUAUGCCAAAAGAACGGCAGUCUGAUGCUUUAAAUCCUUUAGGAUGCAUUCCUUAGCUUCCAUGAGGAAUGGAGAGUACCCACUAGAGCUGUGACCAAUAGAUGUCACCCUGUCCCAAGGACACGGCAGCACCAGCAGCCUGGGGCUCACCGGGCUUUAGCACAAAGCUUUUUCCAGCACUCUCAGACUCAGACACCAGCAGCAUGAGGAUAUUAGUAAAGAAACGCUCCUUUAGCUGUUGGGAAGAGCAGCAUGUUCACAGAUUUAUGUGGACACUGAAAAGCAGCUGAAGGGUUUCUGCAGGUAAUAGAAACCAUGGUGUGCAUAUUAAACAGUCCUGGGCUUUGUAUGAAACAUGAAGGGACUCAAAAAUACAGCCAGGCAGCAGAGGUGGACAGAGAUCAAUAGCAUCAAGGACACACCAGAACGGGGAUCAUCUCCCCUGGAUCCCCACCUCAGACACAGCAAAGGUCCUGAAGUGACCACAAGCUCUUCAGCAAGAGAGAUGCACCUGCACCUUUUUCUGUGCCUGUUUGUGCCGCUUGCUGGGCUGUGGGACUCAGCUGUGCCCGUCCCUAGGGAGAUGUGUGGGGAGGGGACAUGAACCCAGGGCUUUAAGUGCCCAUCUCCCACCCGGAGCACUGCAGCCUCUGGAGGCAGCUGCUUUGGAGAGCUGACGUGUGGCACGGAGGCAGAGCCUCUGGCAACACCCACUGUUCUCUGCUUCUGUCAUUCCCUCUAGUGAGCAAGUUCCCUGACACGAGUGGAGGUUUGGAUUUAAUGUGUAGCCUUGCUCUUGAGCACAGGAACCGUUCAGAGCUCAGCACCAGCUCCAGGGGCUCUGGAAUCACCCUCUGCUCGUACUCCAAUGUGUGUCAUAUUCCACGUAGAAGCACUCUGAAACUCAGAACGCUCCGGUGCAAUACCAGGAUACUGCCAAUAGUCAGUUAUUGGGUGACUUAAAUUGAUGUUAAUGACAUUAAUGUUUGGGGCAGCUGUGCUUGCCUGGACAUUUAGAACAAAGAACCGUGAAACCAGUGUGAGCUGAUAAAAUCAGUGAAACUUCUUCCGUGUUUGCUGUCUGAUGUUUUGGGGUUUGUAGGUGGAGGCAGUCACUGCUCUGCCAUAGGGACCUUCAGAUUGUCUGUUAUGCAAAUUGUUUUAUAACUGUUUUGUAAGUGGAUCCCUAAAUCACAUCCCUUCUCUUCUAGAUCUUUGGCAUGAUAUUCAGCAUGGUUCUGUGCUGUACGAUCCGUAACAUGAGAGAAAUGAUCUAAAACUGUCACUGCACAACUAUGCCCCAGGAGUUCCAGACUAAGCUUACAAGAAGUGCUCUUCUACCCAAUUUAAUAAUUGUAAUGCAUCUUAAUCAGUGUUUUAACAUACUGAGAGGAAAAUAUCCCAUUAGGUGAUCAGGUGAAUUGUAUUAGUUACAGUAAAACUAAAGUGAACAAAAAAAAGGGGUUUAAAAUGUCCUUUUUAAUGAAAAAAAAAAAAGCAAAGGUGCAUCUAAGACUAAUUUGAUUUUUAAUGUUUGUAUAUGUGCAGUUAAGGGUUUACACAUGUAUAGACUUUGUGUAAGCACAUGUAUCUCUCUCCUUCCAAACACAUCUGGAUGUGAGCAGGUCCCUGGAUGUGCAGCACCUGUCUAGGUAAAUAUCUGCAGGUGGAACAUGUUGUGUGUGCAUCCAGAGUGUCCCCGUGCAGGAUGUGCACACCCCACAGGGACACAGUGCUCCGAAACCCCUCACACUGAGCCCCUGUUUGCCAAGAAUUAGCAGAGGGAGAAGAAAUGCCGUUGUGAAAAGUAAGACCUGUGAUCCAUUUAGUAACUUUAUUUUCCAACACCCAAACAGAGUAGAACUAAUAAAAUUGGACUUUAUUUUAAAAAAUAAUUAAUGCCUAAGGGCCUGCUCCAGCAAACUUGAAUUCAUGUGAGUAGACCUACUGACUUCAUUUUUAUACAGAGACUGGGUAUUUAUUUUUUGUAGGACUGGACCCUUCAUGCAAAUGCAGAAAGCUCUGGGGGAGAAAACACAUCCAGGGAGAUCCAGGCUAAAGGAAGAGGGGGGGAAAGAGGUGGGAAGCUGGCAAGACCAGUCAUUUGGGACUAAUUGCAGUGCAAAGUGCUCUUAAGCUUCCCAAGCUAGGCUGAGAUACACCAAAAACCCAACCGUGAGUUCAAGGGGCCACUAAAAUCCACAUUCAGCAGCCCCUUUGCCCCAAAAGCCUCGCUGUGGCUACAGACUGUGCAGGAGUGGAGCCUAGGUCCAGAACAGCAGCCCCUUUGUCACAUCUCUGGAGAAUCCAACUGGCCUGUGGAAGCCAAACAAAGAGUGAAAGCGGUCAGAAAAAGACACACAGCACUUUAAUAUCCUCAGUUUCUGCUUCUGUGACUAUCACAGCUUCCACGGGGCUCUUACCUCAACCUCUCGCCCCUUCCUGGGGGCGGAAGGCAGGAAGGAAAGAUGGGACAUUUUUACAGAGCCAUGAAGUAAGUUUUCUUACUGGCACCUUUAGAUUGCAUGUCAGGUAUAAAAAUUACACUGUGUGCUUGAAAUACCUCAGGGCUUGCGUUUACAUAGUUUGUUUCUAUAUUUUAUUUUUUCUAUUUGUCAUAUUUAUUCAUAAAAGAAUGUUCCUUUUGAACCAACCUAGAAGGGAGAAAGGCUGUCCCCAGAAAAGUAAAUUGCAUCAAAAGCCCAGGAUCUCCUAAUUUUUGGCUUACUUGAGAUAACUCACGGUUUCAGAGAACAGCUUUUUGCUAACUAUGCCCCCAUAGCAGCAGAUCUGGUGAUCACUAGUUCAGAUUCCUGAUGCAGUUGUUCCACACAUGAUGGGGAGAAGUUCAGUUAAGCUACACAUUCCAACAGACCAUUGUCCAAGAGGCCUUGGAAUUUACAAGUCAUGGGGUCCUUGUUCCAUGAAACACAGUGGCACAAAAUGGGAUUUCAGGAAAUAUGUGUAUUCUAGUGCACGUUUGUGUGAGAUACACCACCUUUUAUCUAUUAUUUAUUUUUUUAUCUCUUAUUCCUCAAAGAAACUCAAACUUCCAACAGUUUUCUGUUACUUCAGGACUUGGGGUAGUGCUGCUGCUGCAAGUCUCUGGUUUAGUUGACACAUCUUGCUGCCUUUUACAUGGAUUUCCCUUUUCCAAUUGUCCAGCCACGAGCUGUGGCACUGCACUAAGGGCUGGGCACUGCUGGGCAGGCACUGCUGACUGAGCUGUGUCCAGGCUGAGCUUUAGGCUGGCAGGGACACAUGAGAUCACACAUCAGAAAAGAGUCAGGCUUGUCUCACUCCGUCAUAGCUGAUUAGCAAAGGAUUUUAAUUAAAAACAGGGCCUGGGACCUCAUUCUGCAGGAACCAGAACAGGAAACAGGGCCCUGAUCUGCUGCUUGCUCCUGAAACGGGCUCAGCAGUGGCAGCAAAUCAUGAGGCUCUCAAGCUGAAACUUAGAAAUCAGUUUAAGACAGCAGCCAGCAAAGCAAUUUCCUGGCUCCCAGGUGCACCUCACUGUCACUACAACGGUUGUGCUCUGAAGAGAUGACGGGGUAGUGCCCAGCUGGGGUGUGUUGUCCCAAGGUAGUACUGGCAGAAAGAAGAAACGCUUGUAGAUCGUCAUUUUUGCCACUCAGGGCAAGCCAGUUUUCCAAGAAAAUCAGUAAAAAUAGCAUCACAGCCAGUGCUUCAGGUUCCAGGAUUGUUGCCUUACAGGGAAAGAAACUGAUUGCAAAUAAAGCAAUUUCCUUGUGUUACGUUCCCCUUCAUAAUGACAGUAUUCUAGUCAUUUUAAACACAUCUUCACAUUAUUGGGUUUCAUUCCUCAAAUUCGUAGCACCAGAAUGUAAUGACAGGACCAGAAUUUAUCUCUUUAUUUAUUAUUGCUUGAGUAAGUUGGAAGAUGCCCACUCCUGCUUUGAGAUGCACUGAAAGCCAAGGCAGCUUGCAGAACCUGCUGUUGCUUCCCCAGCCCUUCACUCCCCCAGAAGUACAAAACCACCCCAGUGCCUUAGGAAAACGGGAAAAAGUGGUAGGAAAAAACCUUCUGUAAAUUCAGACUCGAGCCACCAAACUUUCUGCUGAAGUGUUUUGGGUUUGUGAUUUAUUUUUUUUUUCUUCCUCUAAAGAGGGCAUUAAUUUUCUGAGCGUUCCUGCAUAAGCUCCAGGGUUACUGUUAUUUAGGUCUAGGGGAUACUUGCACUGCAUACCAGGAACAGGAAAAUACCUGUUACUGGUUUAGUUCUCUAAGUUAUUGGUAUAAAUUAAGCUGGAAAUCAACUUGUUAUUCAUGUACUAGUGCCUUUAACAGAAUCCAGGGAUAAAGGUCUUUUGUAGUUUCCUGCUGUUGUGAGGUGCUUAAUAUAAUUGCAGUUUUCUCUGCAUCUUAGUAACUGGAGGUAUUUUUUGAGAGUUACUGCCACAUAAGGCAGCAAAAAUACCCAUUUAUACCGUCCUUUGCACCUGUGUCAGAGGAAAGUGACAAAAGAUCAGAUCCCUCCAGGUGAUAUAAUUCUGAAAGCACAUCACACACAUUUUCUUGUUCUCCUGUCAAACAGUUUGUUCUAAAGCAUAAAGAUGUAAGUUGCUGAUGCCCUUAUUGUGUCUCUAAACAUCCUUAUUCACAUUUCCCUUGUCUAAUUUUUCUAAGUAACUGAUUUCAGUGUGAGCUGCCUUUGUCACAGGGAAACCCCAGCCAGUUUUGGUAUCUCAGAGAUCACACAGCAGCUGGUGAAGCUGAGCCCUGUGACAUCCCUACAGUGAAAAGUCUUGUUUCACUUGUCUUGAUACUGAUAGUUUUAUAACAAAACAUGUUUCAUGUGUCUUGAAAAAGCAACUGAGUUGUCUUAAGCCCUCAAAUGCUGUAUUGUACAGCCUUUGCAGGCUACAGAUUAACAGCAUGAGAUGCUGUUCAUAGAAAAUGUACAUUAAAAAAGCUUUUCAAUCUUUUUCCUCUCUAUUGGUGCUCCAGCCACGAGGUUCUCCAAAACACAAACCACUUCCAGGAUAAUGUGUAAGGUACAGCAUAAAUUCCGAUUUUGUACAGAACUGGUGUUUCGGUUCACGCUGCCAAAUCUGUGGCAGAAUUACCUCUUGCUUUGAAGGCAAACAAACUUAACUCUGUGGCUGAAAUUAGCUUUCACUUCCCUAUCAUGUGUUCCGAAGUGGCGUUUUAUCGGCUUUGUGUCUUGAAAUUUGAAACAACUUCCUAAUAAAAAUAACCUGGAAUAAACGA